Messenger RNA from Pterocles gutturalis (yellow-throated sandgrouse), 771 nucleotides. RefSeq names its product SH3 and PX domain-containing protein 2A-like. Gene Ontology annotation, biological process: superoxide anion generation. The record is from RefSeq and is a predicted model, not a curated record. The transcript is spliced from 9 exons. Lineage: Eukaryota; Metazoa; Chordata; Aves; Pterocliformes; Pteroclidae. Gene Ontology annotation, molecular function: phosphatidylinositol binding; superoxide-generating NADPH oxidase activator activity; protein binding. The coding region runs from base 1 to 771 and encodes 256 amino acids.
AUGGGGAAGCCUGAAGUGACAGGAAAUUCAAAAAGCCUGGAUGUCUAUGGCGUCUAUAUCAUCAAUGUAACAUGGUCUGACCUGACUUCCCAGAUCAUCUACCGGAGAUACAGCAAGUUCUUUGACCUGCAGAUGCAGCUUCUGGACAAGUUCCCUAUUGAAGGAGGCCAGAAAGACCCCAAGCAAAGAAUCAUCCCUUUUCUACCAGGCAAGAUCCUGUUCCGGAGGAGCCAUGUCCGAGACGUAGCUGUGAAGAGGCUGAAGCCCAUUGACGAGUACUGUAGGGCACUGGUUCGGCUUCCUCCUCACAUUUCACAGUGCGAUGAAGUCUUCAGGUUCUUCGAGGCUCGCCCAGAAGACCUUAACCCUCCAAAAGAGGAUUAUGGAUCUUCAAAGAGAAAAUCAGGUGCUGAUGCUAGCUCUGAACCCAUGAUCCUGGAGCAAUAUGUGGUGGUGUCCAACUAUGAGAAGCAGGAGAACUCUGAGAUCAGCCUCCAGGCUGGAGAGGUCGUGGAUGUCAUAGAGAAAAACGAAAGUGGUUGGUGGUUUGUGAGCACAGCAGAGGAGCAGGGCUGGGUCCCUGCUACGUACCUGGAAUCCCAAAAUGGAACCAGAGAUGACUCUGACAUCAACCCAUCCAAACUUGGGGAAGUUUCUAAGCGACGCAAGGCUCACCUGAGACGCCUGGACCGGCGAUGGACGCUGGGCGGGAUAGUCAACAGGCAGCAGAGUCGAGGUGAAUUGAUAGCUUUCUACAGCACCAGCCCCUAA